AAGAUGUUGCUUUCGUUCCACGACACCUAAAGUCCCUCUAGUAGGGAGAUACUUUCAAUGUGGUAAUAAAUCUGUGAAUUGAUGUGUGCAACUGUUUCAUGAUAUAGAAGGCGCGAACGCGAAAUCGGAUUAUCAAGAUCAAGGUUCAGAUCUGUGUUCAGAUUCUUCACCGGAAUCGCUGGAUAACUGGAGUGGGCGGAGCCUAGCGAAAAGUGGUUUGGGAAUCUGAAUGCAUUCUAAAACAAGUGUCCUACAGGCAUCAGUUACAGUAAAUAGUAAUAUGCACGUCAAACAUGCUGGGAUAGCACAGGAAGUCUUUAACACAGCACUACCCAUACCCUCAAGGAACCGGGUAGUUUUUCCAUCCUCCCUGGUGGAUAGAGAAGCUGUGCAGAGGUCUGGAGAUUCGAACUUCUGCGCAAUCUUCUGCGCAGAUGCCCGACAUUCGACGCUUGCAUGUAAUUUCACCUUUAUUUAUUUGAUCGUUACGAUGCCGUCGUGUGCAGUACGAAAUUGUAAAAAUAAUUCAUGGAAUACGAAAAGACAAAAAAUCAGUUAUUUAUCAUUUCCGAAGGAAACGGAAAUGAUUGAAAAAUGGAAAAUUGUAUGCAAAGAAGAUGUUAACUCUAAAUUCGCUCGUAUCUGUUCGAAACAUUUUCAUCCUUCACAAUUUGAAGAUAAAUCGUGGUUACAAGAUUUCGUUGGAAAAUCUGGGAAUGUACGAAUAAAACUCAAACGUGAUGCAGUUCCAUUGAUAGCUGUAGAGGACAACAAAAUUUCCAUGGAUAACGAUUUAGAAGUAGAUGUUGCACAACCCGUUGCCCAUUGCUCGUUUAAUCCAGGUAUAGAUUGUACUGCAUUGACUUCCACAUCGAGCUGUAUAACUCAAGCUGCGCUAAAUACUGCAGUGGUUCCUAACAUUGCAGAAAUCUCUCAGGAAAUGCAGAAAUUACAACAUAGAAAUGCAACCUUAUUUCUGGAAACAAAAGCUUUAUCUGGAUCGGAAACGGAAACCCAUAAACGUCAACAAGCUUUAAAAGAUAAAUUGUACAAGAAGCAAUUGAUACAGAAAAUGCAGGACAAGUUAACUCUGUUUUUUACGCCAGAACAAAUAGAAUUAUUUUUAAAUCUGACGCAGAAGAUCCGUUGGACUAAGGAGGAUAUUGAAGCUGCAAUUUCAUUAAAAAGCGUACUCUCAAAAGCUUAUAAGUAUCUGAGAAAAACAAAACAAUUUCCUGCAACAUCAACCCUUCGAAAAUGGAUAACGGAUUUCAACAUUGACAAAGGCAUCUUAACAGACGAAUCAGCAAUGACGAAAAAAAAAAAUCGAAGCAUGACAGAAAUGAGGAGAGCUUUCUACUCAGAUGAAAUUUCUUCUUUUGAUGAAAUUUAUUUGUCAAACCAAGUUCAAAUUGAAGAAAGUAAGGAGAAAGUGUAUGUGUAUGUUGUAUUGAAAAAUUAAAAAAAGUAUAUGAAUAAGAACUUUAUGUGCUACAAAUUCUUAUAAGAAAAAUUUGUAAGGUCUUCUAAGAAAAUUUUUACAUACGAAUUUCGGACAGAAAUACAAGCUUGUAUAAGAAUAUACAAUCGCAUGCAAUACCAAGUAAAUCCAGAAUCUUACAUUCAUGUUAUAUGAAUCUUAUAAGCAUGAUUUUUAGUUCGGAUUCACACCUUGAUGGAAAAACGGAAAGCGGAAGCCAAUAUCGCGGAACGACAGAAGCAGAAUGUACUGCCUACUACUGCGAGAUCCAAUUAGAUCGCUUCUGCUUUUCCGCUUUUCCAUCCAAGUGUGAACUCGCCCUUACAUGCAUGUUACUUGAAUAUAAUUGGAGUGUCAUUAUGAAAAUAUUACAAGAAUACUAUUGGUAUUUUGUGUGAUUUAUUGCUCGUAUCCCAGUAAAUAAAAUGGAAUGGGACAAGCAAGGAGUUGAAUGGGAUUUAAAAGAAUUCAUUUUGGUAAAAAUUAAUUUUUUUUACACAAAUUAAAUAACGGUUUCUCGGUUAAAUCAACCCAGCA
Atta colombica is the source of this 2017-nucleotide messenger RNA. Its product is annotated as DNA transposase THAP9. The transcript has 7 exons. NCBI's taxonomy places the organism in Eukaryota, Metazoa, Arthropoda, Insecta, Hymenoptera, Formicidae. Bases 230 to 1462 code for a protein of 410 amino acids. The record is from RefSeq and is a predicted model, not a curated record.